CGUUUAUUUAUUUUUCUCUUGGUCUGUUAUAUGUUUAGGGAACUACAUUUUGCGGAUGUAGAUUUACUCAAACCCAAUCAGUUUCUCAUUUUCGGAGCUCACGAAAUUAGCAAUCAGUUUUUUGAUUAUUUUUUAUUAUGUAUAAGUUUUUGUGGGGAUUCGUUGAUGCAGUUUUUUUCAAAUUUGUUGUAAUCACGUUUGAGCUUAUUCCACAUUGAUCUUGUUUCUAGAAUCUUUAAAUUGUAUUCUUUCCAAUAACCGAGUUGAAAUCUGAUGUCUUAUCAACCGUGUUCUGACUAGUUUAGAUCGAAAUCUUCUAAGAGGGAAUCACCAAACACUCCCCCAGCUAGAUAUGAAUGAUUGUUCUUGUUUUGGUUCAGUUCAGGAACUUGUCAAUUUUCAUAGGAGAUUCUGAUCACUUAUAGUAAAGUUUAGUUGGGUUUAGUUGUUAUCACUACUAAGAAACCGGAAUGAAUGGUGUAAUGCAGUGCUUAAAAAUGGGAAGAGAAAAGAGUCCUGGCUUGAAGAUCCUCUGGGUCUGGACUCUCGGCACUGCUGCUAUAUUGGUGGCUAGUGUUAUCCGCACAAGGAUGCAUGACAUGGAGUCUAUGAUGAACCAAGAACAAGCACCACCCAAACCAAACCAGCACAUAAAUGCAGCUGAUUCGAAUGUAACAGUUUUGCCUGAGUCAGAUCGGGAAAUUGCCAGAGAACUCAAAUGAAUAACAGUCAUGGUUCUAUGGUUUUUCUUUUUUUGUUUCUUCUCUUCCUUUUUCAUUGGCUUGUGCUCUGUGAAGAUGAUGUUUUAAUGGUUUUUGUACGUGUCUA
Messenger RNA from Raphanus sativus (radish), 828 nucleotides. RefSeq lists its product as uncharacterized. Bases 471 to 722 code for a protein of 83 amino acids. Lineage: Eukaryota; Viridiplantae; Streptophyta; Magnoliopsida; Brassicales; Brassicaceae. The transcript is spliced from 2 exons. The record is from RefSeq and is a predicted model, not a curated record.